Thunnus maccoyii (southern bluefin tuna) is the source of this 2250-nucleotide messenger RNA. It is a transcript of the gene gal3st1a, whose product is annotated as galactose-3-O-sulfotransferase 1a. Gene Ontology annotation, cellular component: membrane. The transcript has 3 exons. Lineage: Eukaryota; Metazoa; Chordata; Actinopteri; Scombriformes; Scombridae. Gene Ontology annotation, molecular function: galactosylceramide sulfotransferase activity. The record is from RefSeq and is a predicted model, not a curated record. Gene Ontology annotation, biological process: myelination; galactosylceramide biosynthetic process. Bases 298 to 1629 code for a protein of 443 amino acids.
UCUCUGUCAGAGUGUUAUCAUUGAGUCAUACAUGUAAAAUUAAAAAGGGAAAGUCAUUUGAAUUCAAUCUGUAGUUUGUGUUUAAUAAAAAGCAUCCCAACUAAAGCUACAGGUGGGGGAUGCAAGUACAUGGAGACCAAAAAUAUAAUAUGAACCAAUAAAAAGAGCCCUGCAUUAAAUACUGCAGAAAUACUGACAUCACCAUGCAGUUGAAUCAAAAUCUCUAUGUCCCAGUUUAGUUUUAAAAACUAACACGAUAAGGUUCCAUGUUUUCGCAACAGUGAUCUAUUGCAUCGGAUGUGUUAUCGUGUCCUCCCCUGUGGAAACCAGAGGACAGAUGGUAAUCCUUGUUUCUGCUGGACCAUGACUGGCAAGCAAGGGAGGCACUGGAGGUCCAUGUGCAAAAGCCUGGUCCUGGGUAUCCUCCUGACCAGCUGCAUGAUCCUGCUUUACUGCCUCUCUACUCCACCGGUCCACUUCAGUCUGCCUGAAGUUCCAGUGCCUUACUCCUGUGCCCACCGUCCAUCCCAGCUCCACACCAAACCAACCACAAACAGCUCACAACAGACCUGCACUCCUAAAGUGGAUAUCAUGUUCAUGAAGACCCACAAGACGGCCAGCAGCACCUUCCUCAACAUCCUUUUCCGCUUCGGAGAGAAGCACCAGCUCAAAUUUGCCUUCCCUGACAGCAGGAAUGACUUCCUCUAUCCCUCUGUUUUCCAGCGCUCCCAGGUUAAAGACUACAGACCUGGGAUGUGCUUCAAUAUUAUCUGUAAUCACAUGCGCUUCAAUGCACUCGAAGUGGCCAAGUUGCUCCCCGUGGAUACUUCCUACAUCACUAUUCUGCGAGAUCCUGCGGAGCUUUUUGAGUCAUCCUUCCACUACUUUGGCCGGCUGGUGCCUUUCACCUGGAAAAUACCAGGAGAUGACAAGCUGACUGAGUUUCUACAUGACCCCGAUUACUACUUUGAUCCAGAGGGCUUCAACUCUUUCUACCUCAAGAAUCUGCUGUUCUUCGACUUUGGACAGGACAACACUCUGGAGCUGGAUGAUCCUCGGGUGGAAGAGGGAAUCAAGUUCAUCACUGACCGUUUUCAGCUGGUCAUGCUGGUGGAAUACUUUGAGGAAUCACUCAUCCUGCUCAAGGAUGCUCUCUGCUGGGAGAUGGAUGACCUGCUCUUCUUCAAGCUCAACGCCCGCAAGGGAUCCACUGUAUCUAAACUUACCCCAGAACUGAGGGCCAGGGCCCUUGAGUGGAAUGCUAUUGACUGGAAGCUGUACCGGCAUUUCAACCAGACCUUCUGGAAGAAAGUGGACGCAUACGGACAGAGGCGUAUGGCUGAGGAUGUGGCGGAGCUCAGGAGGAGGAAUGCGGAGAUGGCAGCCAUCUGCAUUGAGGGGGGUCACGCUGUGGAAGCUGGCAGCAUCCAAGAGACAGCCAUGCAGCCCUGGCAGCCCAUCGGAGAGAAGUCCAUAAUGGGCUACAACCUGAAGAAGAAUGUGGACAAGGUACAUCAGAAGUUGUGUCGUAAGAUGUUGAUGCCAGAGCUCCAGUACUUAACAGAGCUUGGGGUUAACCUGUGGAUCACCAAGCUGUGGGGCCAUGUCCGGGAUAUUAUUAACUGGUGACUAAGCAUGUGAGCAAGAGGGGCCAAUUCAACUCUGAAAGACUGUAAUAAGAGUAGAGAAAUGUAGAGUGAGAGGUUAGAGGUUUCUGUCACAUUUCAAUCUUGUGACCUGUCUAAUUUUUAAAAAAAUGUAUCCGCAUUGACUUGUUUGCAUUUCAAAUGUCUGUGCGCUGUAAUGUCUCUGAUGGGUGCUUGAGAAAAAAAAAAAGCUGACCUCACAAUCUACAAAUACUGAACCAGUUUACUACACAUAGCUGAGGCCUAGUAUUGUUCUCUAUGUUUUAUCAAACAUUAAAAUAUUCUUAUCAUCAGAUUUGAGUUUGUUCUAAUGGAGAAGUUCAGUGAACAAUGGAGUUCAGGACUAAUUUUACAUGUCCUUUGAUGGAAUAAAGACCAAACGUUGCCAUCCCUGCCAAACUUUUAAGAUUGGUCAAAGACACGGAUAAAAUACUUCACUUAUAACUUUAAAGUUCUAAGUGUCUAAAAUCCCUCUGAGGGGUAAAAUACAGAUGUGAAAAUUGUGAAUGUAAGUAUUACAUCCCACUUUACUGUCUAUGGAGGACAAAAUCAGCCAUAAUUUACAAAAUAGAUAAGAAAAUUAGCUUUUUAAAGGGUAGGGUCA